Messenger RNA from Lepisosteus oculatus (spotted gar), 6069 nucleotides. It is a transcript of the gene nalcn, whose product is annotated as sodium leak channel, non-selective. The record is from RefSeq and is a predicted model, not a curated record. Gene Ontology annotation, biological process: monoatomic ion transport; positive regulation of synaptic transmission, cholinergic; positive regulation of synaptic transmission, GABAergic. Lineage: Eukaryota; Metazoa; Chordata; Actinopteri; Semionotiformes; Lepisosteidae. Gene Ontology annotation, cellular component: plasma membrane. Gene Ontology annotation, molecular function: monoatomic cation channel activity.
GCUAAAUUAAAAAAGCACAGGCAUAACAUCUGAUGAAGACAUGGAUAGAAUAUUGCAUUGAGAAAAAGGGGAGUAGAAUUGCAAGAAUCAGGAGGUGUUGAAAACCCCGGCACGUAGUCUCUCGCAGAUUUCUCCAUCUUUGUUUCCUUGGGAUGAGCGCACCCAUGAGGAGUCUGACAGGUAUGCCUGAUCGCAUGUUAUGUGCCGUGCUGGAGCAAUUUCAGCAUUACUUUUACCUUUGAUACAUUCCCUGUAUAGUACCACUAGUCCCAGCAUGCUGAAAAGGAAGCAGAGCUCACGGGUUGAGGCCCAACCCAUGACUGACUUUGGUCCAGAUGAAACCUUAGCAGACAAUGCAGAUAUUCUCUGGAUAAACAAACCGUGGGUGCACUCUUUGCUGAGAGCAUGUGCAAUCAUCAGCGUCAUAUCUGUGUGCAUGAACACGCCAAAGACGUUUGAACACUACCCUCCUCUUCAGUAUGUGACCUUUGCCCUGGACACCCUGCUCAUGUUCCUGUACACUGCCGAGAUGAUUGCAAAAAUGCACAUCAGGGGCAUAGUUAAGGGGGAUAACUCCUAUGUAAAGGACCGUUGGUGUGUGUUUGAUGGCAUCAUGGUUUUUUGUCUUUGGGUUUCUUUGGUACUACAGGUGUUUGAAAUAGCAGAGCUGGUCGACCAGAUGUCACCUUGGGGAAUGCUGAGAAUACCAAGAGCCCUUAUAAUGAUUAGAGCUUUCCGAAUUUACUUCAGAUUUGAGCUGCCGCGCACGAGAAUUACAAAUAUUUUGAAGCGCUCUGGAGAACAGAUCUGGAGUGUGUCCAUAUUCCUGCUUUUCUUCCUUCUCCUGUAUGGAAUUCUCGGAGUUCAGAUGUUUGGAACAUUUACUUACCAUUGUGUGACCAAUGAUACACAGCCAGGGAAUGUAACCUGGAAUAAUUUAGCGAUUCCGGAUACGCACUGCUCACCUGAUGGAGAAGGCUACCAGUGCCCAAUGGGAUUUAAAUGCAUGGACCUUGAAGAUCUCGGUCUCAGUAGACAAGAGCUGGGUUACAGUGGUUUCAAUGAGAUAGGUACCAGUAUAUUUACAGUUUAUGAAGCAGCUUCCCAAGAGGGCUGGGUGUUCCUCAUGUACAGAGCGAUUGACAGCUUUCCUCGCUGGCGCUCCUACUUCUAUUUCAUCACUCUUAUCUUCUUCCUCGCUUGGCUGGUUAAGAAUGUGUUCAUUGCAGUUAUAAUUGAGACCUUUGCUGAAAUCAGGGUACAGUUCCAGCAGAUGUGGGGGUCCAGGAGCAGUACCACUUCAACAGCUACUACUCAGAUGUUUCAUGAAGACUCUGCAGGAGGAUGGCAGUUGGUUGCUGUUGAUGUGAAUAAACCGCAUGGCAGAGCUCCAGCUUGCUUACAGAAAAUGAUGCGCUCCUCCGUGUUCCACAUGUUCAUUCUCAGUAUGGUGGCUGUGGAUGUGAUUGUUGCAGCCAGUAACUACUAUAAAGGAGAGAAUCAUCGGCGGUAUUAUGAUGAGUUCUAUCUGGCUGAGGUAGCCUUCACUGUUCUGUUUGAUUUAGAGGCUCUGCUGAAGAUCUGGUGUUUGGGGUUCACAGGCUACAUCAGCUCUUCCCUUCACAAAUUUGAGUCGCUGUUGGUUGUGGGCACAACACUGCAUAUCUAUCCUGAUCUGUAUCACUCACAGUUCACCUACUUUCAGGUUCUGAGAGUAGUACGGCUGAUUAAAAUCUCCCCAGCUCUGGAAGACUUUGUGUACAAGAUUUUUGGCCCUGGAAAAAAACUCGGCAGUUUGGUUGUGUUUACAGCCAGUCUCCUCAUUGUGAUGUCAGCCAUCAGCCUGCAGAUGUUCUGUUUUGUGGAAGAGUUGGACCGAUUCACAACCUUUCCAAGGGCUUUCAUGUCAAUGUUUCAAAUCCUCACCCAAGAAGGCUGGGUUGAUGUCAUGGACCAAACACUUGUUGCAGUUGGACACAUGUGGGCUCCAGUGGUUGCCAUUUACUUUAUACUGUACCAUCUUUUUGCCACUCUGAUUUUGCUGAGCUUGUUUGUUGCGGUAAUUCUCGACAAUCUGGAACUUGAUGAAGAUUUGAAGAAACUUAAACAGCUGAAGCAAAGCGAAGCAAAUGCUGACACCAAAGAAAAGCUUCCCUUGCGACUUCGCAUCUUUGAAAAAUUUCCUAACCGGCCACAAAUGGUGAAAAUCUCCAAGCUGCCUUCUGAUUUCACUGUCCCCAGAAUAAGGGAAAGCUUCAUGAAGCAGUUCAUUGAUCGACAGCAGCAGGACACUAGCUGUCUUCUCCGAAGACUCCCCUCGGCUUCUUCUUCCUCCUGCGAUCACUCGAAGAGGUCUGGAAUAGAAGAUAACAAAUAUAUUGAUCAAAAGCUACGAAAAUCAAUAUCCAGCAUUCGAGCCCGGAAUCUCUUAGAAAAGGAAACUACCAUCAAUAAGACCCUUCGGGCUUGUACCCGACAGCGCAUGCUGAGCGGGUCGUUCGAGGGCCAACCUGCCAAGGAGCGUUCCAUCCUCAGCGUCCAGCAUCACAUCCGGCAGGAACGCAGAUCUCUGCGGCAUGGCUCAAACAGCCAGAGAAUCAGCAGAGGGAAAUCCCUGGAAACACUGACUCAGGAUCACUCCAGCACUGUGAGGUACCGGAACGCUCAGAGAGAAGACAGUGAGAUUAAAAUGAUCCAGGAAAAGAAAGAACAGGCUGAAAUGAAACGAAAAGUCCAAGAAGAAGAACUGCGUGAAAAUCAUCCAUAUUUCGAUAAACCUCUGUUCAUAGUUGGACGAGAACAUCGAUUUAGAAACUUCUGCAGGGUAAUAGUCCGAGCCCGUUUUAAUGCCUCAAAAACAGAUCCCAUUACAGGGGCAGUGAAAAACACCAAGUACCACCAGCUCUAUGAUCUCUUUGGCUUGGUCACUUACCUAGACUGGGUGAUGAUAGUUGUGACAAUCUGCUCCUGCAUUUCCAUGAUGUUUGAGUCUCCCUUCACAAGAGUAAUGCAUGUCCCCACUUUACAGAUUGCGGAAUAUGUGUUUGUCAUUUUUAUGAGUAUUGAGCUCAAUUUGAAGAUCAUGGCAGAUGGGCUAUUCUUUACACCUACAGCUGUCAUUAGAGACUUUGGUGGAGUUAUGGAUAUAUUCAUUUAUUUGGUCAGUCUGAUCUUCCUAUGCUGGAUGCCUGCCAAUGUGCCUCCUGAGUCUGGUGCCCAGCUGCUAAUGAUGCUGAGGUGUCUGAGACCGCUGCGCAUCUUCAAACUCGUCCCCCAGAUGAGGAAGGUGGUGAGGGAGCUCUUCAGUGGAUUUAAGGAAAUAUUCCUGGUCUCCAUCCUGCUCCUGACAUUAAUGCUCGUCUUUGCAAGCUUCGGUGUUCAGCUUUUUGCAGGAAAACUUGCCAAGUGCAAUGAUCCACGUAUCACAAGACGGGAGGACUGCUAUGGUAUAUUCAGAAUAAAUGUAAGCGUCUCAAAAAACUUAAAUUUAAAAUUGCGACCUGGAGAAAGGAAACCUGGAUUUUGGGUUCCACGUGUCUGGGCAAAUCCACGUAAUUUCAACUUUGACAAUGUGGGCAAUGCCAUGCUGGCACUCUUCGAAGUGCUGUCCCUAAAAGGCUGGGUGGAGGUCAGGGAUGUAAUCAUCCACCGUGUGGGCCCGAUCCAUGGUAUUUAUAUCCAUGUAUUUGUGUUUCUCGGCUGCAUGAUUGGACUGACGCUCUUCGUUGGUGUGGUGAUUGCUAAUUUUAAUGAAAACAAGGGUACGGCUUUGCUGACUGUGGAUCAGAGAAGAUGGGAGGAUCUGAAGAGCAGGUUGAAGAUCGCUCAGCCUCUCCAUCUUCCUCCCCGCCCAGAUAAUGAUGGAUUCCGGGCUAAGAUGUACGACAUCACUCAGCACCCCUUCUUUAAAAGGACAAUUGCAGUCCUGGUCCUUGCCCAAUCUGUUCUCCUCUCUGUGAAGUGGGACGUGGACGACCCAGUGACUGUUCCCCUGGCAACAAUGUCGGUGGUGUUCACCUUCAUUUUUGUUCUAGAGGUGACAAUGAAAUUGAUUGCAAUGUCACCAGCUGGUUUUUGGCAGAGUAGACGAAACCGUUAUGACUUGCUGGUGACCUCCCUUGGAGUUAUAUGGGUCAUUCUUCACUUUGCUUUACUGAAUGAGUAUACCUAUAUGAUGGGAGCUUGCAUUAUAGUGUUCAGGUUCUUUUCCAUCUGUGGGAAACAUGUAACACUUAAAAUGCUGCUGCUGACAGUGGUUGUCAGCAUGUAUAAGAGCUUCUUCAUCAUAGUGGGAAUGUUCCUGUUGCUGCUGUGCUACGCCUUUGCGGGAGUAGUUUUGUUUGGCACGGUGAAAUACGGAGAGAAUAUUAACAGACAUGCAAAUUUCUCGACUGCUGGCAAAGCCAUCACUGUUCUCUUCCGAAUUGUCACAGGCGAAGACUGGAACAAGAUUAUGCAUGACUGUAUGGUACAGCCACCUUUCUGCACUCCAGAUAAACAUCGUUAUUGGGAGACAGACUGUGGAAACUAUGCAGGAGCUCUCAUAUACUUCUGCUCCUUCUAUGUCAUUAUUGCAUACAUAAUGCUGAACUUGCUCGUGGCUAUAAUUGUGGAGAAUUUCUCCCUGUUUUACUCCACUGAAGAGGACCAGCUGCUGAGCUAUAAUGAUCUGCGACAUUUUCAGAUCAUUUGGAAUAUGGUUGAUGACAAAAGAGAGGGUGUAAUUCCUACCUCACGAGUUAAAUUUCUGCUCCGGCUGCUGAGAGGGAGACUGGAGGUGGACCUGGAUAAGGACAAGCUCCUGUUUAAACAUAUGUGCUAUGAGAUGGAGAGGUUACACAAUGGCGGAGAUGUCACUUUUCACGAUGUCCUGAGCAUGCUCUCCUACAGGUCAGUGGACAUCAGGAAGAGCCUUCAGCUGGAAGAACUCCUGGCACGGGAGCAGCUCGAGUACACAAUAGAGGAAGAGGUUGCCAAGCAGACUAUACGCAUGUGGUUAAAAAAGUGCCUGAAGCGCAUCAGGGCUAAACAACAACAGUCAUGCAGUAUUAUUCACAGUUUGAGAGAGAGCCAGCAGCAGGAACUGAGUCGAUUCCUCAACCCCCCCAGCAUUGAAACAACACUGCCUAGUGAGGACGCCAAUGCCAACAACCAGGACAACCCUUCACAGCCAGAGACAAGCAGUCAGCAGCAGCUGCUCAGCCCCACACUUUCAGACAGAGGAGGUUAUCGGCAGGACUCAACAGAGUUGGGCAAACCGCAGAGGAAGUUUGGUCAGUGGCGCUUACCAGCAGCACCUAAACCUAUAAGUCAUUCUGUUUCCUCUGUCAACUUGCGGUUUGGAGGUCGGACUAGCAUGAAGUCCAUCGUGUGCAAGGCGAACCCCAUGAAUGAAGAGACCUCUUCAGGCUCAGAGGUGAAGAAGUGGUGGACGAGGCAGCUGACUGUGGAAAGUGACGAGAGUGGUGACGAUCUCAUUGACAUUUAAAUGACAACAGAAAAUGCUUUCAUUUCAGGGGGGAAGACAGGACGUACUGUAAGACCAAAGCCUUCCUAGUCUGAGUAAAGCUUUGUUGUAUUCGAAUCUGUCAGAGGCUUGGGUUUUCCAAGCGCAAUAUGUACUGUAUAACGAAAGAAAAAACUCUAGAAGGAGAAAAAAAGUCAGCUAGUAUUUAUUUUCCCUGCAGCAGUGUUUCUUGUAAUACUCAUUCCAGGGAAAGAGUUUCACCACUCUUUUACAAAUACCUUAAAUCACUUAAUCCACUAUUCUUUUGGAUACCCUGUUUACUGUAGAUCUCUCAAUAUUAUCCAGCUUUUGUGAUGCUAUUCCUAUGCCAGCACCAUUUGUCCACUGUUGCAAUGGGAUCAUCUUUUAUAUGGAUGUCAUUAUAAAGCAUGAAGUAAAAGCCAGACAUGGACUGGAGGUUUAAAAAGUUCUAUGCUGAACUGCAAAAGCAAUGUGUUUUGUAGUAUGAGAAGCUAAAACUGAAAGCCAUACAAAGUUCUUCAUAUUGUAUAUUUUGCUGUUUUCUUGAUUAAAGUAUGCCAUUGAGUUGCUAUGUACACCCA